Molecule: messenger RNA, 1215 nt
Organism: Fonsecaea multimorphosa CBS 102226
Lineage: Eukaryota; Fungi; Ascomycota; Eurotiomycetes; Chaetothyriales; Herpotrichiellaceae
Exons: 3
Coding region: 1-1215 (404 amino acids)
Source: RefSeq, a predicted model, not a curated record
AUGCAAGCCCUUGAAGAAGCAUUCGAGGCUGCAUCCUCCGAGCGCAAGAUCCCUGGUGCGGUUUUGGCGGCUACUGAUAAGUCGGGGAACUUUACUUAUGCAAAGGCUUUCGGAAAGCGGUCCCUUGUGGAGGGCAAGGAAGCACCACUUGAAUUGGAGAGCAUUUUCGCACUGUUCAGCUCCUCAAAGCUGGUUACCACUAUCGCCGCCCUGCAACAGGUCGAGGCAGGAAAAGUAAAUUUGGACGACGAUGUCGCCAAAAUUCUUCCGGAGAUUGCCGAGCAGCCCAUCCUAACAGCAAUGGAAAAUGGGAAGCCCGUGUUUACCAAGCGAAAGAAUCCUAUCACACUACGCCAUCUUCUCACGCAUUCCUCCGGACUUGCUUAUACGUUCAUGUCACCUCCUUUGAUGGAAUACCAGCAGUCACUCGGCGUGGCAGGGCCUCCUAAAAACGUGGUUGAAAGCUACAAUCUGCCACUUGUGUUCGAGCCCGGGAAGUCAUGGUUGUACAGCACUAGUUUAGAUUGGGCCGGUGUCUUGGUGGCUCGACUCGCUAACGUUGACCUCGAGACCUACUGUCAAACCAAUAUCUUCAAGCCACUUGGCAUCUCGGACAUGAGCUUCUGGGCCAAAAAGAACCCAGAACUCAAGGACCGAGUGGCCACCAUGAGUAUCCGAGACCCCGCGGAUCCUCAGGGCAAAGCCCAAGCGUUUUCGGGACCAGACAUGCACUCCGCAGCUCAGACGGAGAUGGGUGGACAAGGGCUUUUCGCUUCCGCGGCUUCGUACUUAAAGAUCCUGCACAGCAUUCUUGUUGACGAUGAGAAGUUACUCAAGAAGGAGGCGACGGCGACCAUGUUCCAACCGCAGCUUAGCGCGGAGAGCCGUGACGCUCUUCAAGCACUCUACGCCGGUCGUCCCACAAAAGGGCCGUGUGCUAUCGGCACGUUCCCACCGGGUGUUCAAUAUGAUUGGGGCCUUGGUGGGCUACUGACCACAGAGGAUGUUAACCAAGAAGGAGUCACAUAUCGAAAAAAGGGGUGUAUGAACUGGAGUGGCAUGCCAAACUUGUUCUGGUUUCUCGACAGAAAUGCGGGAGUAUGCGGCUUCUACGGUGGCCAGAUGAUGCCGUCGGGGGAUGCAAAGGUUCAAGAGAUGAUUCACCUCUUUGAAAAGACCAUGUACGAGGAGGCCGCGUCCAAAGGCAGGGCCUGA